UCCCCACCUCCAGUUCCUCACUCACACAGGACAACUCUUCUCCCCACAACUCCACCUCCUACCAGCUCAGAGCACACUGUCAACGCAGGCAGCCUCCAUGGACGCCGUGGAGUCCUCGUCACUGUACUCGCCGCCCUCGCUGCGCCACAAGCUGCGCACCACCGUGUGUGGCUGCUUCGGCUCGCCGUCGUCACCGGGCAGCAGCGGGGAGAGGCCGCACACCGGCGGCGGCAGGAGCAGGUGGAGGAGGCGCGUGGCGGGCGCGGGGGAGUUCAGGUAUGACCCGCUCAGCUACGCGCUCAACUUUGACGACGGCAGCAGCGACGACGGCGACGCCGACGCGGAGGACGCCGCCUUCCGGCACCGGAACUUCAGCUCGCGCCUGCCGCCCUCGCCGGUGCCGGCCUCCCGAGCCGUCGCACUAGUAGCCUCUGUCCCUCUGAGCGAGACUGAAUCACUACAUCCGUAAAAGCAGUUUAUUUAUACGGCCGGGGAAACGUACGUACCGAGGAGUAGCAGUAGCAUCAUGUAGUUAUUAUACAUGUAAGAAUCAAUCAGUUCAUUUUUAAUGUUC
This is a messenger RNA of Triticum dicoccoides, 574 nucleotides long. RefSeq lists its product as uncharacterized. The transcript has a single exon. Bases 98 to 469 code for a protein of 123 amino acids. The record is from RefSeq and is a predicted model, not a curated record. Lineage: Eukaryota; Viridiplantae; Streptophyta; Magnoliopsida; Poales; Poaceae.